AUGGCGCCUUGCCAGCGAUGCGGUGUGGGAAACAGGAGCGGUCGGGGACCGGGGUGGUGCAGCGAUCCACGCUGCCGCCAAGCCGAGAAAGAAGAGCGUCAGGCAGAAGAAAGCGCUAAGCGAAAAGCUCGGCAACAGGAACGGGUGGCAAAGGGAGGUGGCAGCCGCGGGCCUUUGCCCCCUCAAGGGGUCAGCCGACAAGCGCAGAGGCUUCAGCUGCAAGCCGAACGUGCUGAGCAUGGGUUUGCAAGCCGGGGGCCAAAACCAGAGGCGGACAACCGCGAAGCACAGAGGCUUCAGCUGCAAGCCGAACGUGCUGAGCACGGGUUUGCAAGUCGCGGGCCCUUGCCCCCUCAAGGGGUCAGCCGACAAGCGCAGAGGCGUGAGCUGCAAGCCGAACGUGCUGAGGACGGGUUUGCAAGCCGUGGUCCGAAGCCCAUUGCAACUGAGAUCCAGAAGCAGGGGUACCCGUUUCCUGAUGAAGAUGAGCUGACGCCUGAACAAGUGGAUGCUCACUACCUUGCAUUCGUGCGUAGUUGGGGCAGAUUCGGGCUGUCGCGUGUUUGCGAGAAGUGUCGGACCCUUACCCCUGCAAAGCACGUCUGCCCGGCCAAAGGAACCAAGCAGAUGCUUUGCAAAAGGUGCCGCGAAGAUUCUACGAAGAUCAUCCUGCCAGAUGUGCCAACUGCGCCAGAGGCACUCCAGAUACUGAGGCCCAUCGAGCAGCACCUGAUCGCCAUGGCUCGGAUCUCGCAAGUCCUCAUCGACAAACUCCCGUCAGGUGGCCCCAGCGCACAGUGGGGCCGCAUGUACGCCGUACUCAUGGAGGACCCUUUCAUCUGUGACGUAUUGGAGGGAGCCAUGCUGGAGGAAGAUGGCACAGUCUUCGUCCAAGGAGUUCAAGGCUUGACU
This is a messenger RNA of Symbiodinium natans, 912 nucleotides long. NCBI's taxonomy places the organism in Eukaryota, Dinophyceae, Suessiales, Symbiodiniaceae. The record is from the annotation of a GenBank genome assembly.